Entamoeba nuttalli P19 is the source of this 1656-nucleotide messenger RNA. RefSeq names its product HEAT repeat domain containing protein. Bases 1 to 1656 code for a protein of 551 amino acids. The record is from RefSeq and is a predicted model, not a curated record. NCBI's taxonomy places the organism in Eukaryota, Evosea, Mastigamoebida, Endamoebidae. Gene Ontology annotation, molecular function: protein phosphatase regulator activity. The transcript has 2 exons. Gene Ontology annotation, biological process: protein dephosphorylation.
AUGAUAAACCAACCAGCAACAAUUCGUUAUCAAACACUUCGGAAAUUAGUAACAGGAUUUGAAAAAGUAGGUGCUGUUGCAUCAAGUGAAAAAUUGACGGAGGCAGUGUUUCGUGUAUUAAUAAGUAAUGAGGCAGAUAAAACUUACAAAGACGCUUUGAUUCAAAUAGUUCCUAAAUUAGUUAAAGUACUAAUGAAAGGACCAGAUGCAGAUGAAAAAACAAAAUCAAGAUGUAUCCAAUGUUUUAUUCAACCAUUAUCUGACUUUUUAGUUGGAACAGAAAGUUCUGCAUUAAUAAAGUCAUCAGCAGCAAGAGCAUUAGUAGCAGCAUAUUCGUAUCUUGAUGAUGACACAUUUAAAUAUUUUCUUGUUCCUGUAGUUAGAGGUUCAUUUACAGAAGAAGAUUAUCAAGAAACAACAGUUGUUGAUGUUGUAUUAGGCAUAAUGCCAAGAUUAGUAGAAAGUGAUUAUGGAUGGAUUGCACGUGGUAUUGAAAUAUUUUAUGGAAAUGAGACAUAUAGUUAUAGAAAGGAAGCACUUAGAAUGAUUUGUUAUUUGGCAAGUAAUAAAUUUAACAAAGAGGCAAUGCAAAAAUACAUUAUGAAAAUUUAUUUGAAAAUUCCUCAUGAUAAAGCAUGGAUUAUUAGAAGAGAAUUUGUUAGGUCAAUGGAAUAUGUAAUUGAUAAAAUUUUUGAUGAAGAUGUUGAUAAUGUGUACAAUCAAUAUAUUGAACUUACUCAUGAUGAACAAAAACAAGUUGUUGCAGGAUGUAUUGAAAUAUUACCAACAAUUAUUAGAAAUGAAAGAAUUCAAUAUAAAAUGAAAGAAUUAAACUUCAUUGAUACUUUUAGAAAACUCACAACUUUUAAUGAUAAUGUUGAUGUUUGUCUUAUUAAAAUAAUUCCUUAUCUUAUCCAAUUAUAUCCUGAAGAAGAAGAAUAUUUUCUUAAUCUUAUGGAAAAGAGUUGUGAUUCAAUAGAAGAAAUAAUGAGAAACACAGUUAAUAUUAUCUUUAAACAAGUAUUUGAUCUCGCACAUAAUAAGAAUAUUUUACUUAAUAUUUUUGAGAAAUUAGCUAAUGACCAAAGUGCAGGUAUUAAAAGUGAAAUGAGAAGAUAUAUUUGUGAUGUAUUAUCAUUAGAUACAGGAAGGUUUAGUGAUUUAUUUAGAAGUCUUGUUGAAGAAAGUAAUUUCCGAGUGAAAGUUAGUAUUGCCCAACAUCUUCCAGUGUUAAGAACAAUGUCAUUUUAUGAUGAUGUCCUUGUUAAACUAACAAUGAGUGGAUUUUUUGGUGUUAGAGAAGUUGCUUUAAAAGAAAUUGAGAAUUGUUUAAAAGAAAAUGAAAGUAAGAGAAGUAUAUUAUUUAAUCAAUUCUUGACAUAUCAAAAAGGUAAUUGCCAUCAACGACAAGCAUUGGCUUAUGCAUUUGCUGCUGUAAGUAAAGGAAAUGAAGAAUAUACAACAAAAGCUACUCCAAACUUAAUUCUAAUGUUAGAUGAUCCGAUUUCUAAUGUGAGAAUUAGUACUUUAAUUGCAUUAGGAAAACUUCAUUCAUCUUCACAAGACGUAAAAUUUGCACUUUCAACAUUAUUAAAGAAUGAACAUGAUACUGAUGUCCACAAUAUCGCAGAACAAAUAUAUGCGAGGAUUUGUUAA